Acanthisitta chloris (rifleman) is the source of this 330-nucleotide messenger RNA. RefSeq names its product protein phosphatase 1, regulatory subunit 10 (gene PPP1R10). NCBI's taxonomy places the organism in Eukaryota, Metazoa, Chordata, Aves, Passeriformes, Acanthisittidae. The annotation marks the transcript as partial. The transcript is spliced from 3 exons. The record is from RefSeq and is a predicted model, not a curated record.
AUGGGCUCAGGCCCCAUCGACCCCAAGGAGCUCCUCAAGGGCUUGGAUUGCUUCCUGGGCCGCGAUGGGGAGGUCAAGACCAUGGAUGGCAUCUCCAAAAUCUUCAGCCUGAUGAAGGACUCCCAGAAGAUGGUGAGUCGCUGCAUCUACCUGAACAUCCUCCUGCAAACUCGGGCCCAGGACAUCCUGGCCAAGUUUAUCCGCAUCGGGGGGUACAAGCUGCUCAACACGUGGCUCACGGGCUCCAAGGCCAACAACAACGUGCCCUUCCUGCAGCAGAUCCUGCUCACCCUGCAGCACCUCCCGCUCACCGUCGACCACCUCAAGCAG